This is a messenger RNA of Colletotrichum acutatum, 1321 nucleotides long. Its product is annotated as NADH-cytochrome b5 reductase 1. The record is from RefSeq and is a predicted model, not a curated record. The transcript is spliced from 5 exons. Gene Ontology annotation, molecular function: oxidoreductase activity. Lineage: Eukaryota; Fungi; Ascomycota; Sordariomycetes; Glomerellales; Glomerellaceae. Gene Ontology annotation, cellular component: endoplasmic reticulum. Bases 139 to 1065 code for a protein of 308 amino acids.
CGGCAGUUUUCUCAAUCACCCCAGCUUCGCGGUUGUCUAAUUUCUCCAGACCCGUAACGAAAGAGCUAGUAAGCUCCCAGCUACACGUCCUAUCCCGCUUUCUGUGGAGAAAAAGAGUCCUCGGACACCAUCUUCAAAAUGUCCGAUUUGACUACCCGCAAAUACUUUGACAACAUCUACAUUCCCGCUGGUCUGAUCGUCUUCGGAUGCUUCAUCACCAAGCGCGAAUGGACGCCGUACGCCGUUGCCCUGGCGCUCGCGCUGGCAGCCUACAAGUUCAACGCCAUGCAGAUCAAGAAGGUCCUGAAGCCUGAUACCUUCCAGGACUUUGAACUCAAGGAGAAGACCAUCAUCUCGCACAAUGUCGCCAUCUACCGCUUCAACCUCCCCAGCGAGAAGGCCAUCCUCGGCCUCCCCAUCGGCCAGCACAUCUCUAUUGGUGCCAACUGCCCCCAGCCUGAUGGCACUACCAAGGAGAUUGUGCGCUCCUACACUCCCAUUUCUGGCGACCACCAGCCUGGCUACUUCGACCUCCUGAUCAAGUCCUACCCCACCGGUAACAUCUCGAAGUACAUGGCGUCGAUGAAGGUCGGACAGACGCUUAAGGUCAGGGGCCCCAAGGGCGCCUUCGUCUACACCCCGAACAUGGUCCGUCACUUUGGUAUGAUUGCUGGCGGCACUGGUAUCACUCCCAUGCUCCAAAUCGUCCGCGCUGUCAUUCGUGGCCGCCCCACCGGUGACAAGACCGAGAUUGACCUCAUCUUCGCCAACGUUACCCCUCAGGAUAUCCUGUUGAAGGAGGACCUGGACGCCCUUGCCAAGGAAGACUCUGGCUUCCGUGUGCACUAUGUUCUUGACAAGCCUCCUGCGGACUGGACCGGCGGUGUCGGUUACGUCACGGGCGACAUGAUUACCAAGCUUCUCCCCAAGGCCGCCGACGACGUCAAGCUUCUGCUUUGCGGUCCCCCACCCAUGGUCAGCGGACUGAAGAAGACGGCCGAGACCCUUGGCUUCAAGAAGGCCCGCCCCGUGAGCAAGCUCGAGGACCAAAUCUUCGCUUUCUAAGCUUGCCAAAGCUUGAGAGAACUCGGCCUAAACGAAUGAAAAAAUAACAUUGUGUGGGAGGAAACGGCGUUUUGCAUGCUGACGGGCACCAGAGGAAGUCGAUAUAGGUGCAUUUCUAGAUUUCAGGGUGCUAUUGGGUUCCGUACAUAAGAGCUUCUACAUUGGGAUAGCUAUGUUGCGACUCAGCUGCCGUGUAGACAGUGUGCCCCACCUUACAUAAUGCCACUACAUCCAAUCCCUGCCAGUUGACGUCGCA